Paramacrobiotus metropolitanus is the source of this 2830-nucleotide messenger RNA. Its product is annotated as glutamate--cysteine ligase catalytic subunit-like. Gene Ontology annotation, biological process: glutathione biosynthetic process. Gene Ontology annotation, molecular function: glutamate-cysteine ligase activity. The transcript has 15 exons. The record is from RefSeq and is a predicted model, not a curated record. Bases 548 to 2512 code for a protein of 654 amino acids. Gene Ontology annotation, cellular component: glutamate-cysteine ligase complex. Lineage: Eukaryota; Metazoa; Tardigrada; Eutardigrada; Parachela; Macrobiotidae.
GUACUUCAAGUGUGUGUCCUGAAACAACCCUAUGUUGUGAUAGUUUUUAACUACAGUACGAGACAUGAUUGGCGUUGGUUUUAAGAGUAAUAACAAACGCCGGUAUGAGAGUAUUUUCCCCAUAUUCCUAGAAACCGAUGCAAUGGCGCUGUCUUAUUGCCAGAACGGAUGUGCGCAGUACAAGAAGGCAAAACGUUUAGCCGAAUAGUUUGUUUUAGUGAUACGAGUAUUGAACUACUGCUGAGUUUUUGAUAUCCAUUCGUAUUUGCAUAAGCACCUGUGGUUAUCUCUGGAUUCCCACAAACAACAGAUCAAUUACUGGUAUUUCGUAUUGUGGGGAAUCGCUUAAUUGUCGAGCAUCCGAAAUCUGUUCCCGAGCAGAAAUUUUCAUUCCAUCGCGGAGCGAAACCUUUGCAUCUAUAAACUGGAACCAGAACGUACGAUUUCGAUAUUUAUCCAACAUCUUUGGAAGCUAUUCUCUGAAAACUAGUUACCUGGCGGAUGAACUAUUUGACGAAUUCGUCUACCACAUGCGGUAAUAUUCAUCAUGGGGUUGUUAACUAAAGGCAGCGCUCUCAGCUGGGAGGAAACACAGCGUUACCGGGAUUACGUGAAAAAGCAUGGAAUUCUGCAGUUUAUUAAUCUGUAUAAAAAGCUUAAGGAACGGGAAAACGAUGAGUUCAAAUGGGGCGAUGAGAUUGAGUACAUGCUGGUUCAUUUCGAUAACGAGCAUAAGAAGGCCCAGCUAGCGCUGGUCGCCACUGAAGUUUUGCCAAAACUGAUGCAGCCAGAAAAUGAAGCCAUAAAAAAGGGUGAAGAAGAUUUACUAUCAGCAUUAUGGAGACCGGAGUAUGGGAAUUUUAUGAUCGAGAGUGCUCCCGGAACGCCCAACACGUCGGAUCUGGAGUGCUUCUCCAAAGUCGAGGACAAUAUGCGUGUGCGGCGCAGUGAAGCGAAUGCUGUCAUGAAGGAAGAUGAUUUCGUCAUGACAUUGACCAACUUUCCACGGAAUGGCUGUCCGGAUUUCACCUUUCCGGCAUCCAGAUGCACACCACUGGACACCAAGAGCUUCUUGCGGUCGUUGUUCUUCCCGGACGAAUGCGUAUUUCCUGAUCAUCCCAGAUUUAUGACAAUGGCCCGAAACAUGGUGCAACGACGCGGCUCCAAGCCGGUGAUCAAUGUUCCAAUUUUCGUGGAUAAAAAUACGCCACAGCCUUUCAUGGAUGAUUUGUUUGGACUGGAUACAACAGGAAACGAUCUUGCUCAACGAGCAGAAAAUCAUGUAUACAUGGAUUGCGGCGGAUUUGGAGCUGGAUGUUGCUGCCUGCAGGCAACAUUUCAAGCAAGGAAUACGGAAGAAGGCCGGCGACUUUAUGAUCAGUUGAUCCCUUUGUGUCCCAUUCUGUUGGCCAUGACAGCGGCGGCGCCGAUAUAUAAAGGAUACUUAGUCCAGACGGAUUGUCGUUGGGGAAUAGAAUCUCAGAGUCUGGAUGACAGGACAGAGGAGGAACGUGGUCUUAAACCGUUACAAGAAAGCCGGCAUGUUAUCCCAAAAGCGCGGUAUGGAUCGGUGGAUUCUUACCUUUCUGACGCCGGUUCAUUGUACAAUGACGUGGAUCUCGUAGUGGACGAAGAACUUCUCAAAAUCAUGCUGGAUGCCGGAGUGGAUGUUCCAUUGGCACGCCAUGUAGCGCAUUUAUUUAUUCGCGAUCCCGUAUUGAUUCUAAAAGAGAAUCUCCAUCAAGAUGACGAGAAGGAUUCAGAUCAUUUUGAGGGAAUCCAGUCAAGUAACUGGCAGUCGAUGCGCUUCAAGCCGCCUCCACCGGACAGUCCCAUCGGUUGCCGCGUGGAAUUCCGCCCCAUGGAAGUCCAGUUGACCGACUUCGAGAAUGCCGCAUUCGUUAUCUUCAUUGUUCUUCUUACUCGCGUAAUCCUAACCUUCGAUCUGAAUUUGCUCAUACCUAUGUCCAAAGUGGAGGAGAACAUCAAAGAAGCCCAAAAGAUGGAUGCCGUUCGGAAUGGCCAGUUCUAUUUCCGAAGGGAUAUUUUCCAAGAAAAUUCUCCUACAACACCGCCUUUCUACACGAAAUACUUCAAGUUUCUCAAAAAAGAAUAUAGCCAAAUGUCUAUCAACCAUAUUAUCAAUGGGAAAAAAGGCCAUUUCCCUGGAUUGCUGCCAUUGAUCAAGGAUUAUCUGAAAAGUGUGGAACUGAGUGUUGAGACACAUACUAAGCUGCGGACUUACCUUCGUUUCAUCCGCAGGAGAGCUUCCGGCGAGCUAAAGACAGCCGCGCGAUGGAUGAGAGAUUUCGUUGACCAGCAUCCGGAAUAUAAACAUGAUUCAAUUGUGAAUGAUCGGGUUAACUAUGACCUAUUGAGUAAAUGUCGGGAUCUGGCUAGCGGGCAGGCUUUCGACCCUUCUCUGCAGCUGGAACGGGCACCACCGCUGCAGGCGGAGGACAGUGAUGAGGAAGACUGGAGUCAGGUGGAUGUGGACCAAACUGAGAACUGAAAUGAGAAUGGAACAUAUCAUUCACAACAGCACGUGAUCGGAUGCAUUUGUGAUUAACCAUACGUCUUAUCCUUUUGGUCGAGCAGCAUUUUAUGUAUUUAUACAUGUAACUUUAUUUUCUCAGUGCAGUUUCAUGAGGGCUCGAUUUGCAUCAUGAUUUCGUUCGUUUUACAAAAUAACCCCACCUGUCAUCUGUUAUGGUGAGAGCCUAGGGGUAGGAUUGUGAAGCAGGCGUAUUACUGCAAGAGGUAAUCAUUAGUGUUGUUGUAAAUUGUAGUUUUAAAGGCUUGGUAGUACUUCGUCCGGAUAUCGUUGCAC